GAUAAAUUCAUGAAAUUGGCAAGCGCUGUCGUUGUGACUUGUAUGCGCACCAAAUUUCUUUUCAAAUUUCAAGAUAAAAAAACCGCUCGCAAGCUACAAUGGCCGAAACGCAGGUGCUGCUGGAGACCUACCAGGGGCAAGGCAACAAUAAUGCCACCAACAUUGAAGCCACAAAGGCAGCAAUAAAAAAAAUGCUGGUACGCAUCGAACGCUUUCAAACGCGCGUACGCAAGCAUAUAGAUGAAAACUAUGUCGAUUUUAUGCCCAAUCACACAUCGCCGGACAUUUUUCUGGAAAAGUCGAGUGCAUUGGGUGACGAGAUUAGCGAUCUGCUUGCCACUGUUGGCAACGAGGGCCUUUCCGUAUUAAGUGAUGCCAGCGUUGAGCUGGCAGCGUUGAGUCGCGAUCUACGCGAGAAAUUGUUCGGUUUGCGUGUUAGCGAGCACAUACUGAAGCUGGACGAUCUGUUCCAGUGCGUCGAGGAAGCCAAGGCGACCAAGGAUUGUUUGGUGGUGCUUGAUCUAAUGGGCAGGCUGCGCAGUCUGAUCUACGGCGAGGGUACAAGCGAUGACAUCUCACCAGAUGUGGAGCGCAUCUUUCAGUCGCUGGAGUGCUACGAGUCCAUCAAGGUGAAGUACCACGUUCAGGCGCACUUGUUGCAACAGAAUCUGCAGGAGCGCUUCGAUCGUCUCGUACAAUUGAGCUGCAAAUCAUUUCCCACAUCCAAGUGUGUGACGCUGUUGAUCAGCAAAGACGAGGCGUUGCUGCAGGACAUUGUGAUUGCGCUCUUCCAGGAGAGCUACAAUCCCACCAAGCUGUGCGCCUUUCUGCUAGAGAACUGCAUCGAGCCGCUAAUCCAGAAGCCUGUCUCUGUCGAGUACAACGUGAAUGCCAAGGAUGGUAGCCACAUACAGUUAACGCUUUCCUACUCCAUCAAAGAGCCGGACACAUCGUCGCUAUUGCGUCCCAACUAUAAGGACGUGUUUGAGCACUUCCGCCUGCUGCUAAAGACGUUGUGCGGCAUCAAUAGCAGUCUGAAUGGCACACAGCAUGUGUUCACCGUUAUUGGCGAUCAUGUCAAGGAGCGCAUGCUGCAGUUACUCCUCGAUGAAUGCCUCAUACCGGCGGUGCCGGAGACUAUGGAUGAGUAUAACAGCUCCACACUAUGCGAAGAUGUUGCCGAAUUCGAGCAUCAGUUAGCCGACACGUUUCUCAUCAAUCCCGAGCUGGACACAACGCUGAGCGAGUUUACCAAGCAAUUCGACACCUACUAUCGCAAUCGACUCUCUGAACGGGUUCUGGCAACCGCACGUGAGAUAAUCCAGCGCGAUCUGCAGGACAUGACGCUGGUGGCCCCCAGCAAUCUGUCGGCUAAUGUGGCCAGUGAUCCGUUGCUAUUUCCACGCUGCAUGGUCUCCAAGAGCGCACAAGAUUUUGUCAAGCUAAUGGAGCGUGUGCUGCGCCAGCCAGAUAAAGCUGCGGAGGGCACACCGGAUCCACUGGGUGGCGUCAUCGGGCUUCUGUUGGACGCGUACAUCAAUGAGGUGCCCAAAGUGCACAAGAAGCUGUUGAAGAGCAUCCCACAGCAAUCGGCUCUAUUUUACAACAAUUGCAUGUACCUAACCCACUGGGUGGCCCAGCAUACUAAAGACAAUAUCGAUGGCUUCCCAUCGCUGGUCAAAAUACUACAAUCGACAGGCAACAAGCAUCUGCGCGUUCAAGUUAGCUAUCAGGAGUCCAUACUCAUGGAUAUCAUGAGUAGCUUUGAGUUUGAGAAUCCGCACACGUUGGGUACGGCACCGUUGAGACUGGUGCGUCAGUGCCUGCGGCAACUGGAGCUGCUGAAGAACGUGUGGCAGCAGGUGCUGCCGGAGAAUGUGUACAAUAACAGUUUUUGUGAGCUGCUCCAAGCCUUUAUCAAUGAGCUGGUGCAGCGCGUUUUCAGUCUGCGCGACAUUUCAGCGACGAUGGCCAGCGAGCUGAGCGAUUUGAUCGAUGUAGUGCUGGAAAAGGCGCCGCUUCUCUUCCACGACAAGAACGAUGUGGUGCAUGUGCGCUCCUGGCUUAAGCUGCAGCAACUCAAGAUCAUGAUGAACGCAUCGCUGAAGGAGUUCAGCGAACUCUGGUGUGACGGUGUCGGCCCGCUGACGGCCAACUAUCAUGCCGGCGAGAUAAAGCAUUUAAUACGUGCGCUCUUCCAGGACACGGAUCGACGCGCCAAGGCCAUAACGCAGAUUGUCUAAAUGCAGCAAUAAAAUUAUUUUACAUUUA
Messenger RNA from Drosophila grimshawi, 2271 nucleotides. RefSeq names its product centromere/kinetochore protein zw10 (gene Zw10). NCBI's taxonomy places the organism in Eukaryota, Metazoa, Arthropoda, Insecta, Diptera, Drosophilidae. The transcript is spliced from 3 exons. Gene Ontology annotation, biological process: adult locomotory behavior; circadian behavior; mitotic cell cycle. The record is from RefSeq and is a predicted model, not a curated record. Gene Ontology annotation, cellular component: nucleus; chromosome, centromeric region; RZZ complex. Bases 99 to 2243 code for a protein of 714 amino acids. Gene Ontology annotation, molecular function: protein binding.